This is a messenger RNA of Ceratitis capitata (Mediterranean fruit fly), 5398 nucleotides long. RefSeq names its product brain tumor protein (gene mei-P26). Gene Ontology annotation, cellular component: chromatin; nucleoplasm. The record is from RefSeq and is a predicted model, not a curated record. The coding region runs from base 1586 to 5305 and encodes 1239 amino acids. Gene Ontology annotation, molecular function: ubiquitin-protein transferase activity; protein binding; zinc ion binding. The transcript has 8 exons. Lineage: Eukaryota; Metazoa; Arthropoda; Insecta; Diptera; Tephritidae. Gene Ontology annotation, biological process: positive regulation of DNA-templated transcription.
UAUAUACAUAUAUGUAUAACAAAAAAAAAAACACAAAUAAGUUCAAACUAAACAAAAAAAAAAUCAGCAAAAAAAGUAAAAUAUUGCGCAGAAAGAACUUUGUGCAGCGCCAACGUUUUGUUGGUCACUCAAAUUGAACAGGAAAAAAAAAUUUACAAAAACGCAGCGAAGGCGAAAAAUCGAGAUUAACUAGCUCAAGUGUGCACACUUGAACACGCUCUGCGUACUGAAUAUAUACAUACAUAUAUAUAUUAAAAAAACUCAAUCUCAACGACACCCAUUAGAGGCUUCAAUUUGUGCUAAAAUCCGCUUUUGGAUUUUCGCAUUGAAAUAUUUAGUGUGCCACCUGUGGCUGCAAAGAAGUCUGAAAAAGGCGCCAUUUUAAAGCAAAUAAAAAUACAAAGAAAAAAUAAUAAUAUUAAAAAACAAAAUAAAAAAAAAAUCUUUAUAUAAAAGAACAUUGCCAAUCGCUAAGCUGAGCUGUAAACAACCAACCAAAUCCAGUGGAAUUUCGUAUACUUUUGGAUACUACAUAAUACUAUUAUCUACUACUAGUUGCAGAGCGACACAUCGUCGUAUUACUAAUCUAAAACGUUUCAGCAGGCGUACAUCAAUCUUCUAUUCUAUUAAGACUUUAACUCGCAAAACAAGCCAUUUUACUAAUUGACGAUUAUAUACGAUAAAUAUUUUCCAACGUUAUUUUGCAUAUUCUGUUUUUCUCUCUAUUGAAGACGUUUAGAAGCAAAUUUUCUUCCCACAACAAAAAAAACAAAAUACAAAAACAAAAAACCACGAACUUUUCCGCGCAUUAUUCUUGUUAUUGCUUUUACUACAACUACUACUUAAAAUAUAUGCAUACGACGUACAUAUGUAUAUAGAUAUUGAUCGUAUUAGUUUAUGAAAUUGUGUCGACCUGGUCAUUUACAUACAUAUAUACAUAUAUAUUCUCAUAACUUGGAAAGAUACGAGCGCCAUAUUUGUAUUAUUUUAAAAAUUUUAAAACAAAUAUCAUAUAUACAUAUAUAUAAAUAUAUAUGUAUAUGUAUAAAUAUAUAUAAACCAAAGCCAAUCACCUAAAAGAAAAGCCCAUAACCAACAUUCGGAAAGAGUAGUCACUCACAAAUCAACAACAACAACUAAAAGGAUAUCAAAAUCUCGUGAACAACACAAAUCAAACUCUAACUUAUAGUUGAAGGAGAAGGCAAACUAAAAAAAAAAAUAAAAUAAAAAAAUCACAAAGUUUAUAAGCAUAUAAAUCUUAAUAUAUACAUCUCUAUAUAAAUAUCAAAGCAUAACGGCAUUUGCCAAAUUUGCCUAAAAAACAAAUCACCGAAACACCAUCAUCUUCCGUUUUUUGCCACCAGAUAUUGUAAGCAAUUGCAUAAUUAUUACUAAAAAAAAAAAACAACCAAUAGCAAAUAAACGCAUUCGAGAUUUGCACGUUAACGAAAAAAGUUUGCCUAUAAGAGAAGUCACAGAACUUUUCUGCUCACAAGCAUUUUACCAUCACAACGCGUAAUUUUUUUCUUGGAAAUUCCAAAACACAUUAUUUUCUUCACGUCAACUUUAACCUAAAACGCCACUUAUGGCAUCACUCGAGGAACAACCAAUCUCAACGAUCACCGCCAUUUCCACCUUUGAUCCCGCUACCACCAAUAAUACCUCCACUGACAUCAAUUCGAAUACAGCCAAUACUUCCGCUACCACCACUACUGCUGCACCUGCCGGUGCUGUUACCAACGCACUUGCUAGUGGUUUGUCAUCGUUGGAUUCGGAUUACGGCUUGAGUGCCUGUGCUGAGAAGCAACUCUUAAACCCAGCCGGUUUGCUGGGUGGCACUGGCAACACAGCGACAGGCUCGUUGAACAUAAAUACUACUAACGCUUCGUCAACUGGAAUUACUGUUGAUUCUAUUGUGGAGAAGCUUGUCAGCUCUUUAACACUCGAUAUGGACACUGAACCGCUAGUAGGUGGCAAUACAACCAUGACACGUGAAUUCAAUAAUAACGGCAGUGUUGCAAGUGAGCAUAAGAGCGUUUCAUCGCGUUCGUCCUCCUUGGCCGGUAACAUGUUUAGCGAAGUGUUCGAUAAUAAGGCCAACGAUUUGGAAUCCGGUUCGCUUGAGGACUCAUGCAGCUCGAUUGGCGCGGAUGGUAUGGACAAGAAUUGCAAGAUUUGCAGUUUACGUUUAGUUGCGCCACGUGUGCUCUCGUGUCUCCAUGUAUUUUGUGAAUCUUGUCUGAUGAAACUGCUUAAUGAAGAGUCUAACGGCAAUACAUCAUCGGCUUCGUCCACUACUUCUACCGCCGGUGAGCUAAUGCCGCCGUUGAAAUCUGCUAUCGAGUGUCCCACAUGCAAGCAAGUAACAAUGGUCGGUUCUAAAGGAAUUGAAUCAUUGACUUGCGAUUACAUCUUGACCAACAUACUUGAUCUCUCCACCAUCGAGUCGGAACAGUUAUCUUGCACUUCAUGCAAGAGCAAGGAAAAGGCCAUUUCACGUUGCAGCGAUUGUGCAAAUUUCUUGUGCAGUGGCUGUGAUAAUGCACACAAGUAUAUGCGUUGCUUUGAGAAUCACGAAGUAGUUAAACUCGAGGAUUUGCAAAAGUCUACAGCUGAUAAACCGCUCACCAUUCAUAAGCCGCUUUUCUGCAAUGUGCAUACCGCUGAAAAUCUCAAAUACUAUUGCUUCAAUUGUCAAAUACCAGUUUGCAAUGAUUGUUUAAUCGCCGACCACAAAGGUAGUGAGCAUCAUUACGAUGUUAUGGCGAUGGCUGAAAAGUCAGUGCGCGUUGAUGUCGAGAAUUUAAUGAAGGAAGCUAAGUCCAAGGUGCAAUAUUGUGAUGCUGCCGCCUCAAAUCUCUCCAGUGCUCUAACUGAGCUUCAAACGCAACACGAUUCGGCACGCUCUCGUAUUGAGGAAACUUACCAAACCUAUAAGAAGAUUUUGGAGAAGUGCCGUGACCAAUCUCUUACCGAGUUAGGCAAACUGCACUCGGAGCGGGAGCUGAAAGUAAUGGAUCUACUGCAGAACAUCGAAAAUACAAUGGGAAAAAUCGAUAGUACCUGCAAAUUUACAAUGCGCGUGCUGGAUCAAGCCAAUGCCGCCGAGUUUCUAUCAAUGAAAAAGUUAAUUAGCUCACAAUUUAUUAAUCUUAUUAAUAGUACACCAAAAUGUGACAUUAACUACUCGCUGACAUUCGACACCAAAGCCGAGAAAUUCGAACAAGUCGCUCAAGAGACUUUCGGCAAAUUCCGCACCGAGUCAACACCACCUUCACCAAAAGAGAGUACACCACCACCGACCCUACCCGGCAUGCCACCGACGAUGAUGAGCAGUCGUAACGGCGGUAUGAAUACAUGCGGCUCACAAGGUCAACUAGCUGGUGGCAGUUCUGUUACGGCCAGCAGCCCAAUAUCUUUACCAACAUCCAUGCAAAGUUCAUUCGAUGGCGACUUCUCUGUACUGGGUAAUGGUUUUCUCAUGCCAAAUGUUUUGGCACCCGACUCACCACCACACCAGCCACCCACUUUGCAUCAUCAAAUUUCUCAACAACAACAACAUCAACAACAUCAAUCUCAACCAACACCAGCUCAACCACCAGCACAUGGUGCAAAUGGUGUACGAGGCCCUGGCGCUUUCGAUGGUGUGGGCUGUGUUAAUGGUGGUGUUGGUGGUGGUGGUGGCGGUGUUAUGCCAGGCAGUGGUUUGGCUAAUAGCUUAAAUGCACUUGCAGGCAGUCAUGGCCCAUUACAUGGACACAACCAAGGUCAUGGUCACGGACAUGGUCACAACGUCGGUGGGAGCGCCAACCCACUCAGCAGUGCUGGUAAUAAUAUGAAUGUCGGCUUGAACAAUAAUGCAAUGGGUAACGGUGGCAUAAAUGGUUCACUUGGCCAAGGCAUGAAUGGACUUGGCGGUGCUGGUUCAGUUGGUGGCGGCCUGAAUGGCCCACUCAGUGCUGGACUCAAUGGGCCGGCCAACGGUGCUGGAGUGAAUGGCGGAGCACCUCCACCAAGUGCUUAUAAUAGUAUUCUGGAAUAUAAUUUGUCACGUCUUGCCAGCCUCACUGAGGCCACUCCAGAUGUUACUCUUAACGAUGCUUUGGUGGGCGCCGGUGCAGGCGCUGGUGGUCACCAUCAGGCAGUGGUGCCAGCAUCGUCUGGACAGAAUCCACAGAUCUCAUUGGCUGAUAUAUUGUCGGGUGAUCAACGCGCCUUCAACAAUUUGCAAGCGCUCGCCAAGAUGGGACUCAAUAACAAUGAUUUUCACACAGACAUGAAUCAGCUUUUAUCGAGCGGAGCUUCACCCGGAAUUGAUUGUAUAUUACCAGAUUUCUGCCUACCCGCAGCCACAUCGCCCAGCCUAUCAACACUUGGACCCCUCGGUCCUGGUGCCGUCGACGACUUGUCCAUAACAAAUUUCCAUGCUGGCGCUACACCAGGUACAACCAAUAUCGUUACUGGACGCAAUAAGGCUACACCCAUGCAAAUACGUUGUAAAUUCGGUUCGCUCGGCACCUCCAAGGGUCAAUUCAAUUCACCACACGGUUUUUGUUUGGGCGUUGACGAGGAGAUUAUUGUCGCCGAUACGAAUAAUCAUCGCAUUGAAGUUUUCGACAAAACUGGCACACUUAAAUUCCAAUUUGGCGUACCCGGCAAGGAGGAGGGUCAAUUGUGGUAUCCGCGCAAGGUGGCCGUAAUGCAUACCAAUGGGAAAUUCGUCGUUUGCGAUCGCGGCAAUGAACGUUCUCGCAUGCAAAUUUUUUCCAAGUGUGGACACUUUAUGCGAAAAAUUGCUAUUAGAUAUAUCGACAUUGUCGCUGGCUUGGCUGUCACUUCGAAGGGUCACAUUGUGGCCGUGGAUAGUGUUUCGCCAACAGUCUUUGUCAUAUCCGAGGAUGGCGAGCUGGUGCGUUGGUUCGAUUGCAGUGACUAUAUGCGCGAACCAUCUGAUAUUGCCAUACGUGACAAUGACUUCUAUGUCUGCGACUUCAAAGGUCAUUGUGUUGCUGUCUUCCAAGAGGAUGGUACUUUCCAAUAUCGCAUUGGUAAUGAGAAGGUCACUUGCUUCCCCAACGGCAUCGAUAUAUCAAAUGCAGGUGAUAUUUUAAUCGGUGAUUCGCAUGGUAAUCGUUUCCAUGUGGCCUGCUAUUCACGUGAUGGCGUAUUACAAUCGGAGUUUGAGUGUCCACAUGUCAAGGUUUCUCGCUGUUGUGGCUUAAAAAUAACCUCCGAGGGUUAUGUCGUCACUUUGGCCAAGAAUAAUCACCAUGUGUUGGUACUUAAUACGCUCUACGUUCACUGAUCGCAAAUCAAAACCACAACAAACAGCAGCAAUAUCAGCGGUAGCCACACUAAUAUCGGCUGUCAUAAAUCCAAUUUUCCAAUGAAUGUUACC